AUGAAAUGGGAAAGGGAAAGAGUUGAAGCCGAUGAGCAAACAUUAGAUGAUCUAAAGAAGAUGCAGAAUAAAGGCUUUAAAUCUCGAUUAGCAGCGGGUGUGAAGAAUGCUUUUGGGGGUUUCUUCGAUCUCGUUCUCGAUUUAGGCAAAGACCAACAAGCGAUGCUUCAGAACAAGAGGAAAACCUUCACGUUUUGGUCAUAA
Messenger RNA from Clunio marinus, 204 nucleotides. Lineage: Eukaryota; Metazoa; Arthropoda; Insecta; Diptera; Chironomidae. The record is from the annotation of a GenBank genome assembly.